ACGAAAUCCUUUGCUACUAUAGAAGUCCACAACCCUCCUUCGGUGUUUCAACACUCGCAAAUUAGAAAGACAGUCACUCACAGUCAGGUGACGAGAAUUACUGCCCAACACACAGCCUCAACCACACAGCCGCAACACAGCUUCGCUCAACUCGUCGAGGAGAUCGCUCAGCAAAGCUCAAGAGGCAGGCGAUAGGAAAACUCUACAAAGGCCCAGCCCCUAUAAUCUUAAUCUGCAGCUCUUACCGGCGGCUUGCCAGCUACUGGCUUUGGCUCUGGAAUGGCGGUCCCGGCGUUCGGCUUCUCCUUUGGCGACUUUGUAGCAGGCAUUCAACUUGUGAAAGAUCUCAUCACCGCUCUGAACGAUACCGUUGGAGCGAAAGUGCAAUACCGACGUCUUAUCAGUGAAUUGGUCGUCCUCGAACGUGCCUUGACGGAGGUCCGAUAUCUCCAAGUUGAGAAUUCUCGGGCGUCUCAAAAGGUCGCCUUGGAGCAAGCUGCAUUCCAAUGUCAAGAGAGCAUAGAGGGCUUUCUGAAGCGUAAUAUAAAGUUCAAGGCGUCACUCGGUGUUGAGACGACCUCCCCGAAACGGAGUUGGCGCGCUAAUUUGCACAAAAUACAAUGGACUUUGUGCAAGGAAGAUGAGGUCGAUAAGCUGAGAGCGGAGAUAACAGGACACACUUUGACUAUCAACACUCUGCUGGCGACAAUACACUUGUCGACGACGAGGUCGCAGGCAGAGACGGCGAAUAACAACCAGCUGGAACACCGUAAGGUGACGGACGAGUCUCAGUCUCUCGUGAAGCGGAACCAUGAUCUUCUGACAACUCAAGCGGAACUUAUCCUCUCAAUUUCCCGGGGCGUCGUAACCUGUUCAACCCGUGAUCAAACCGAAGAACUCCAAUCAAUCAUGCUCAAAGUCCUCAAUACAAACAUGAAGAUCUAUCAGAUGGUCCUAGAUAUGCAGAAACUCCAAUUCCAACUCCCUCCGCAAGUUGAUCGUCAACAACCUGUUUAUUUCGAGGAUACCCAUGGCCGGAUUGCUCCGUUUCACAUCGAGUUCAUCAAUUCAUUCGAAGCAUUCCAGGCGGUGAUGGAAGUGCGGUUCCGCCACGUGCCCGGAUUAAAGAAAGUGCAAAAUAUCCAAUAUGCGAUAUAUGAGUCAAGAUCGAAGAGGAAGAUUGACCUCACAGCUCCAUGGGAAUCGGUUUUCUUGCCAGGAAGGAAGGUGAACAUGAGCAUGGUCUUUCGCAGGCCGCAGACGUCUAUGUCUUCAUGCCCUGCCUGUCUGACUGAGAAUGAGAUCGACGACAGCAAUGAAGGAUCCGAAAUUCAAUGGUAGGUUAUCAUUUUCAUUAUCGCUGGAUGUUCAACCAUGAUUCUGGCCCGGCCGCUAACCGACUAAGUAGUUCUAACGUGGACUGUAAGCAGUGGUUCUGGAGAAUCAUCGAGAUUCAGGAGCCAAAAUUCCAGUUGGGCAAGCGCAUUCUGAAAACUACACCAGCAUCAUCGAGGAAAGGAUCCAAACAGGCCAUCGUGGAAGGUGAUGGAUACGACGAGGAUGAAACUGCCGA
Hyaloscypha bicolor E is the source of this 1573-nucleotide messenger RNA. RefSeq lists its product as uncharacterized. The record is from RefSeq and is a predicted model, not a curated record. Lineage: Eukaryota; Fungi; Ascomycota; Leotiomycetes; Helotiales; Hyaloscyphaceae. The transcript has 2 exons. Bases 280 to 1341 code for a protein of 353 amino acids.